Molecule: messenger RNA, 1267 nt
Organism: Acomys russatus (golden spiny mouse)
Lineage: Eukaryota; Metazoa; Chordata; Mammalia; Rodentia; Muridae
Gene: Glul
Product: glutamate-ammonia ligase
Exons: 7
Coding region: 107-1228 (373 amino acids)
Cellular component (GO): cytoplasm
Molecular function (GO): glutamine synthetase activity
Source: RefSeq, a predicted model, not a curated record
GAGCGUCUGAUCACCUCACCGGUCUCUUCUCCGCUCUUCACCUUGCUCUAGCGGCCUGUCCACCCGCCGAUCAUCCCGCAGGCCACUGCACAGAACACCUUCCACCAUGGCCACCUCAGCAAGUUCCCACUUGAACAAAGGCAUCAAGCAAAUGUACAUGUCCCUGCCUCAGGGUGAGAAAGUCCAAGCCAUGUAUAUCUGGGUUGAUGGUACCGGGGAAGGACUGCGCUGCAAGACCCGCACGCUGGACUGUGAGCCCAAGUGUGUAGAGGAGUUACCUGAGUGGAAUUUUGACGGCUCUAGCACCUUUCAGUCUGAAGGAUCCAACAGUGACAUGUAUCUCAGCCCUGUCGCCAUGUUUCGGGACCCCUUCCGCAAAGAACCCAACAAGUUGGUGUUCUGUGAAGUCUUCAAGUAUAACCGGAAGCCUGCAGAGACCAAUCUAAGGCACAGCUGUAAGCGGAUAAUGGACAUGGUGAGCAACCAGCACCCCUGGUUCGGAAUGGAACAGGAAUAUACUCUCAUGGGAACAGAUGGGCACCCUUUUGGCUGGCCUUCCAAUGGCUUCCCUGGGCCCCAAGGUCCGUAUUACUGUGGAGUAGGAGCAGACAAAGCCUAUGGCAGAGAUAUCGUGGAGGCUCACUACCGAGCCUGCUUGUAUGCAGGAGUCAAGAUUACUGGGACAAACGCUGAGGUCAUGCCUGCCCAGUGGGAAUUCCAAAUAGGACCCUGUGAAGGAAUCCGCAUGGGAGACCAUCUCUGGGUGGCCCGCUUCAUCUUGCAUCGUGUGUGUGAAGACUUCGGGGUGAUAGCAACCUUUGACCCCAAACCCAUUCCUGGCAACUGGAACGGUGCUGGCUGCCAUACCAACUUCAGCACCAAGGCCAUGCGUGAGGAGAACGGUCUCAAGUAUAUUGAGGAAGCCAUUGACAAACUAAGCAAGAGGCACCAGUACCACAUUCGCGCCUACGAUCCCAAGGGGGGCCUGGACAAUGCCCGGCGUCUGACUGGAUUCCAUGAAACCUCCAACAUCAACGACUUUUCUGCUGGCGUUGCCAACCGCAGUGCCAGCAUCCGUAUUCCCCGGACUGUCGGCCAGGAGAAGAGGGGUUACUUUGAAGACCGCCGCCCUUCUGCCAAUUGUGACCCCUUUGCGGUGACAGAAGCCAUCGUGCGCACGUGUCUUCUCAACGAGACCGGCAACGAGCCCUUCCAGUACAAAAACUAAGUGGACUAGACUUCCGAUGAUCUUGAGCCCUUCCUAGUU